Molecule: messenger RNA, 627 nt
Organism: Guillardia theta CCMP2712
Lineage: Eukaryota; Cryptophyceae; Pyrenomonadales; Geminigeraceae
Exons: 1
Biological process (GO): activation of GTPase activity; nucleocytoplasmic transport
Cellular component (GO): perinuclear region of cytoplasm; cytosol; nucleus
Molecular function (GO): small GTPase binding; GTPase activator activity
Source: RefSeq, a predicted model, not a curated record
CUCACUGUGCUCAACCUCAGCUGGAACCAAAUCUCCGACGGCGGGCUGCAGGAGCUCGACCACGUGCUGGCGUGCAACUCCAGCCUGCAGCAGCUGCAGCUGGGAGGAUGCGGGCUGGGAGCUGAGGGAGUCAAGGGCCUUGCAGGCAUCCUGAGGAGCGCGAGCUCCCUUGCGCAUGUAGACCUGCACCACAACCUCAUCGGGCCGAGCAGCAUCAGGGUCAUCGGGGAGGCGCUGGCGAGCAGAAGCAUGCUGCUGUCGCUGGAUGUGAGCGAGAACAUGAUUGGGUCCUGGGGGGUCGGCGACCUUUUCUCUUUUCUCCCUUGCUCCGUGACAAGGCUCAACCUGUGGAACAACCGGAUCCAUGCCGAGGGUUGCCGGAGGCUGGCCGGGGCCCUCCCGCGCCUGGAGAGCCUGCAGUCCCUGACACUGAGGAGUAACGACAUCAAGGACGCGGGUUGCAGCCUGGUGGUGAGCAGCCUGUCGAGGGGGAUCAGGCACCUUGACCUGCGGGAGAACAUGAUCACGGAGGAGGGAGCCAAGGCCAUCGCAGAGAACCUGCCGAGCAUGCGGAAGCUUUCCUGCCUGAUGCUCGACACCAACCUCAUCGGCGAUGACGGGGCCAAG